CCGAGGAGGUCUGUCUUGAAGUAUUGAAUGUUAUUGCUUCUGGUAAUGGAGAACAAGCUGGGAAAGCUCGCAUCCUGCUUGAAACUUUCAAUAAACAAAUCAACUCUUCUACUGUCCAAGAAUUUGGAAAG
Ambispora gerdemannii is the source of this 131-nucleotide messenger RNA. The record is from the annotation of a GenBank genome assembly. NCBI's taxonomy places the organism in Eukaryota, Fungi, Glomeromycota, Glomeromycetes, Archaeosporales, Ambisporaceae.